Messenger RNA from Chaetomium strumarium, 1455 nucleotides. RefSeq lists its product as uncharacterized. The coding region runs from base 1 to 1455 and encodes 484 amino acids. Gene Ontology annotation, biological process: cellular response to pH. NCBI's taxonomy places the organism in Eukaryota, Fungi, Ascomycota, Sordariomycetes, Sordariales, Chaetomiaceae. Gene Ontology annotation, cellular component: plasma membrane. The record is from RefSeq and is a predicted model, not a curated record. The transcript has 2 exons.
AUGCCGUAUCCCUUCGUCCUCCCAACGACGUCCUCUUUUGCCUUCUCGUCCAGCUUCACCUGCGAAUCGCACCCCUCACUGCCCCUCCAAGCAAGCACCCACCGCGGUGUCGUCCGAGACACACUCAAGCGACACAAGCGUCUACCCGCGACUUCCCAGCCCGCCUCUCUCUCCUCCGUCAUCUCUGCCCUCCAUAGCUAUCUCCCCUACCUCUUCGCCAUCGAUGCAGGCCUCUCGAACAAGACCAUCCACUCAGAAGAGGUCUCGGUCAUCCUGAAGACGGCGCCCCUGAUCGAAUGGCGCCCAACGCUGUCUGGUAACCUUCUCCCAGGCCGCGAACGGCCGCGCACCAAGAUCCACUCCCUCGAGUACGAGCUCUUCUUUGCCCUCUCGACCCUCGCAAACGCCUUCACCCUCCAGUCCCGCGCCGCCCUGCAGCCGCUCUACCAAACCACCAACGCGCCCGUCGGCACCGCUCAGCGCCAGACCGCCAUCGCCACGGCGACCCGCCACCUCCUCGACGCAGCGUCCAUCUACACAUACCUCGCCUCGCGCGCCGAGUCCCUGCCCCCGGACUGCCCGCCCCCGCCAUGCGCGGACAUCGCGACCACCACGCUCCGCGCCCAGCGCGCCCUCGCCCUCGCCGAGGCGACCCUCCUCGCCGUGCUGAAGGAUGACCCCUACCCGGCCGUCGUCGCGCAGGCGCGUAACCCGCACGACACCGAGUGGAUGUACAAGGCGCCCGACAUCCCCAAGGUGCGCGCGCACCUAUUUGCGCGCCUGUGUCUGGCGGCGGGGGAGCAUGCGGCGCAGGCGGCCGCUGCGCUGGGGACUAGGGCCGGGGGGAAAGGAGCCAGUAGUAGUGUUAGUGACGGGUUUGUACGCUACUUGGACGAUCUGCGACGGGCGAGCCGGGCGAGGGCGUGCCGGUUCUUUGGCAUUGACGCCGAGCUAGGCGGGCAGACCGGCACUGCGAUCGCGUGGCUCAGAGCCGGCCUGGCGGAGUUGGGGGUUGAGAGGAAGGGGGAUGGAGGGAAGGGGACGGGCUUGAAGGGGUUGAGGAAAGAGUGGAGCGAGCGGAGGGAGGACAAGAAAGUGGAAAAGGGUUUGGACUGGGGCGCGGAUGGGGGCAGGUUGGAGGAGACGAGGGUGAUCGAGAUGCUGGAAGUGAAGUGGACGAAGCAAAAUGAUACGAUGCUCACUCAACCAAUACCCCCCACUGGGCCCCUACUCGCCCAGAUGCCCUCGGGGCGCGAGAUCCACAGCAUCAAGCCCUUUGAGCCGCCGCUAUUAGCUCCGGAUAUGCUGGAGGCAAUGCGGGCGCCUCCUGAUAGAUCGGACGAGUUCGGUGAUUAUCCGAGCUCGGACGAGGAGACGGCCGUAGAUCCCUCUCCGGGUGGGACGUUCACGGGAAGAUCAUCAGAUUACCGGACGGGGACGCCGGGCUACUUUUGA